Molecule: messenger RNA, 755 nt
Organism: Triticum aestivum (bread wheat)
Lineage: Eukaryota; Viridiplantae; Streptophyta; Magnoliopsida; Poales; Poaceae
Exons: 2
Coding region: 217-564 (115 amino acids)
Source: RefSeq, a predicted model, not a curated record
UACCUAACCCUAAAUCGCUCUUUCCCUGUCCGUCCUCCUGUGUGCGGCGCCGCCGCUGCGCACAGGCCACAUCUCCUCGCCCUCCUCGACAUCUCCGGCCAAGGCGCUCACUUCUCCGGCCCCCCUCCACAUCUCCUCGCCUCCACCCCAUCCACUUCCUGUCGAAGACUGCGGCAACGGAGCUCGGCGGCUGCGGCCCUUCUCCAAGACUGCAGCAUGGUGCUCGGCGGCUGCGGCAACGGAGCUGAUGGAGCGCGAGCCGACCAGUUCAACGGAGGCAGUAGCACGGGGCAGCGGCAGCAGCAUGGAGGGCGUCCGCUUGACUGGAAAGAGAAUGUAUUUGUUGAUAGUGAGAGUGAGGAUAAUGAUGGGGUGAGUGAGGAUGGGGAAGAUGCUCCAUCCAUGCAUGAUCAGCAAGAGGCGCAAAUGCAAGUGGAAAAAGAGACACAAAUUCAAGUGGAAAAGGACGCACCUCCAAGAGAUGGCAAUUUGGAGACCCGUAGAUCUGUACGGCUUGUCAAGAAGAAGACCAAGGGCGUCAACAGCCUAUACCCUGUUGCUUAGAAAUCUGUUGGCAAGUCUCUUCUUUCUAGUGUUUUAUGAUUCAUGAUAAUUGCUUAGAAAUUUUUAGUUACUUGGAGCUGCUAGUUUCUUAGAUGUAUACACUUUCUAUCCAUGCCUAGCCUUCAUUGUCAUGUUAAGCAAUGUAUUUAUGUUAUCCUGAAAUGUUACCACUUGACUAUUGUUGCACUAGA